AUGAGUGCAAUUAUUGUCAUGAGCAUCAAGGCCAUACUGUCAGGAAGCCUGACCAUAGGGGACCCUGAAUAUAGGGUCAUUGCCAGAGCCAUUGUGGGCGUCCUCCUGUUCUUCAUCCUUGUGGGGCUGCUGAUUUUCUUCCUGAGAAAGAGGAAAAGGAAGCCUCAGCAGAAGGAAGCUCCCAGAGACCUGGAGUUCAGAUUCCCAGGAUAUAGCCUCACCAAAGACUUUGCUGACCACAGUCUCUGGAGCCCCAAGGAGUUCAUUGCAGCACAGGGCCCCCUGCCCCACACUGUGAGUGACUUCUGGCAUCUGGUAUGGGAGGUCAUGCUGACUAACUGCAUGGAGUCUGGACUGGUGAAGUGUGAGCACUACUGGCCUCUGGAUGCUCAGCCCUGCACUCACAGGAAGCUGCGGGUGACGCUGCUGGCUGAGGAGGUGACAGAGGACUGGACAGUGAGGGAUCUUCAGCUCUACCACAUGGGGCAGCAGCAGACCCUCUUUGUACGUCAGUUCCACUACCUGGCCUGGCCAGAUCAUGGAGUUCCUUACUCCCCAGACCCCUUGCUGGCUUUCUGGAAGGUGGUUCGGCAGUGGUUGGAUCAGACCGCAGGUGGAGGCCCGCCCAUUGUUCACUGCAGUGCUGGUGUGGGCCGGACAGGCACCCUUAUCGCGCUGGAUGUCCUGCUCAGGCAGCUGGAGUGUGAGGGGCUGGUGGGGCCCUUGAGCUUUGUGAGGAAGAUGAGAGAGAGCCGUCCUUUGAUGGUGCAGACAGAGGCCCAGUACGUGUUCCUCCACCAGUGCAUCCUGAGGUUUCUCCAGCAGUCAGCCCCAGCCACCACUCAGAAGGAGGCAACAUACAAGAAUAUGGCAAACGUCAUCUAUGAGAAUGCAGCCGCCAUCCAGGCCCAUGAGUUGGAGACCUAAGCUAAGCCUACAUACAGCAAUAUUCAGGCUAGAUCUGGAUACUGUUGAGCCCAGAUCUCUGGAUCCCCCAAGAAAACAGGUUUGAGCUCCAGCCUCCCCAACCUUGUGUGACAAGGCCACUGUACUUCCAACACAUGAGCCCUAUGGGAGCUGGAGGACAGGGGUCCUAGGUGGAUUUGUUGUUGACAUAGGAGGCAGCUGUGGCCCAGGUGUGCAGGGUUUCAAGGAAACAGGCUGGAACCUAGAUUCAGAGGAAGGAAGGAAUCGGGGGUCUGGGAUUCUGACAUUUCGGGAAGAAGGACAGGCAGGAGCCUGCCCUGCGUUUACUUUAGAAA
Nannospalax galili (Upper Galilee mountains blind mole rat) is the source of this 1262-nucleotide messenger RNA. RefSeq names its product receptor-type tyrosine-protein phosphatase H-like. The record is from RefSeq and is a predicted model, not a curated record. Bases 1 to 927 code for a protein of 308 amino acids. Gene Ontology annotation, biological process: protein dephosphorylation. Lineage: Eukaryota; Metazoa; Chordata; Mammalia; Rodentia; Spalacidae. The transcript is spliced from 9 exons. Gene Ontology annotation, molecular function: protein tyrosine phosphatase activity.